ACGGGAAGACGCGGACUAAAGACAAGUACCGGGUGGUUUACACCGACCACCAGCGUCUGGAGCUGGAGAAAGAGUUUCACUACAGCAAAUACAUCACCAUCAGGAGGAAGUCGGAGCUGGCCACAACGCUCGGCCUCUCAGAGAGACAGGUGAAGAUCUGGUUCCAGAACCGCCGGGCUAAAGAGCGUAAAAUCACCAAGAAGAAGCUCCAGCAGCCGGCCUCCUCUUCCUCCACCACGCCUCCAGCCAAUGGUGUUCUCCAUGGAAACGGCGGAAACAGCGUCUCCAUGGUGACGAGCAGCAGUGGUAGCAACGGGCUGGUGUCGCCCUCCUCGCUGGCUCUGAACAUCAAAGAGGAAUACUGA
Notothenia coriiceps (black rockcod) is the source of this 365-nucleotide messenger RNA. Its product is annotated as homeobox protein CDX-like. The annotation marks the transcript as partial. Gene Ontology annotation, cellular component: nucleus. Lineage: Eukaryota; Metazoa; Chordata; Actinopteri; Perciformes; Nototheniidae. Gene Ontology annotation, molecular function: DNA-binding transcription factor activity, RNA polymerase II-specific; RNA polymerase II transcription regulatory region sequence-specific DNA binding. Gene Ontology annotation, biological process: regulation of transcription by RNA polymerase II; animal organ morphogenesis; embryo development. The record is from RefSeq and is a predicted model, not a curated record. The transcript is spliced from 2 exons.